AUGUCCGACGCGGGCGGCGGAAAGAAGCCGCCUGUAGAGUCGCAGGCGGGGCCAGGCUUGGGGCCGGGGCGCGCAGCUGGGGAAAAGGGCCUGCCGAGCUCCUUCCCGUUGGUCCUGAAGAAGCUGAUGGAGAACCCCCCGCAUUUUGUGUCUGCAGAUAAGGAGAAGGGGAAGGAGAAGCUGGAAGAGGACGAGGCCGCAGCAGCUAGCACCAUGGCUGUCUCCGCCUCCCUCAUGCCACCCAUCUGGGACAAGACCAUCCCGUACGACGGCGAGUCUUUCCACCUGGAGUACAUGGACCUGGACGAGUUCCUGCUGGAGAACGGCAUCCCAGCCAGCCCCACCCACCUGGUCCAGAACCUGCUGCUGCCUGUGGCCGAGCUGGAGGGGAAGGAGUCAGCCGGCUCCUCCACCGCCUUCUCACCCUCCUCCUCCACCGCCGUCUUUCAGCCCUCCGAAACCGUGUCCAGCACAGAAUCCUCCCUGGAGAAGGAGAGGGAGACGCCCAGUCCCAUCGACCCCAACUGUGUGGAGGUGGAUGUGAACUUCAACCCUGACCCUGCCGACCUGGUCCUCUCCAGCGUCCCGGGUGGAGAGCUCUUCAACCCGCGGAAGCACCGGUUUGCAGAGGAGGACCUGAAGCCCCAACCCAUGAUCAAAAAGGCCAAGAAGGUGUUUGUCCCCGAUGAGCAGAAGGAUGAAAAGUACUGGACAAGACGCAAGAAGAACAAUGUGGCAGCCAAACGGUCGCGGGACGCACGGCGCCUGAAGGAGAACCAGAUCACCAUCCGGGCGGCCUUCCUGGAGAAGGAGAACACGGCCCUGCGGACGGAGGUGGCCGAGCUGCGCAAGGAGGUGGGCAAGUGCAAGACCAUCGUGUCCAAGUAUGAGACCAAGUACGGGCCCUUGUAA
Molecule: messenger RNA, 912 nt
Organism: Orycteropus afer afer
Lineage: Eukaryota; Metazoa; Chordata; Mammalia; Tubulidentata; Orycteropodidae
Source: RefSeq, a predicted model, not a curated record